AUGUUGGAUUGGACUCGAAAACACUGCGAUGCGUUAUCACGACGGAUAGGUGACAUCGGUGCAAAUGAUACGGAGGCUUCUGAAAGGCUUCGCGAGUUUGAAGAAUUUUCAGCGACAGCUGAUAGCGCUGAAGUAAACAUUACUCAAGUAACUAAUAUAGCUAUUCGUUUGCGAUCGAUUGGUGGACAAAACUCGAGGAAUAAGUUAGAACGGACGAAAUUGCGACUAGAGGAGGAAUGGGCUCGUUUUCAAGAGCAGCUGUUGAAACGAAAGCUAAUAUUAGCUGCAGCCGUUGCCUUUUUUAGUGCCUCGAAAGUGUAUUUUUCACAACUGCCAAGUUGGGUGGAGAGCCCUGGAGUAGAUCCUGCUGGCAUGAAUGGAAAAACGGCAGAAGUUUUAGAAGAAGCUAUUCAGCAGCACGAAAAAUUCUGGUCCACCGUUGAGGAGACGUAUGCGGAGGUACUGUAG
Molecule: messenger RNA, 468 nt
Organism: Cooperia oncophora
Lineage: Eukaryota; Metazoa; Nematoda; Chromadorea; Rhabditida; Trichostrongylidae
Source: the annotation of a GenBank genome assembly